AUGGGUUAUCAAUUCAUAACUCGCCAUUUAUUUGCUUCCAUGCCAAAAUUUGAAAAGACACUUUUGAACUUCAAGGAAGCGUUUUACCAGGAUAAUGUGGAAUCUCUCUUAAAAUAUCACAGUAAGCUAGAAAAAUGCUGCAGCGAAGAUCCAAGCUUCCGAGAGCCUCUGUCUAAGUGUAUGGAGUUCACAAAAUUCACUGAAGACAUGGGUGCACUAGAAAUGUGUAUCAGUGAUAUCAGAGGAGACGACUGAAAACAAGUCACCAAUAAGCGCAACAUCAAGACUGAAAGUAAAGGGUCUGGGAAUGAUUUUUUAACACGGUGUACGUUGCUGGUUGACGCCCCUCUGAUUCAAGUCCUUCCGUUUCUUUCGGAGAUCGAGCUUGUCCCCACAUGGUAACUUAUAUAUAGGGUUGAUGUUCUUAAACAAGUAACUGUAUUCGAGUCCCCUUCACGAACAAGGAAGUUUGCCAGGUACAAUUUCUGGUUCCCAUGGCCGCUUUCUGACAGAGAGUGCAUGCUGGAGUUUGCAGCGUUCCCUAUUGUGUCAGAAAAAGCGAUUUGCAUAGUGAUGAGAUCGCCUAAGUCUGACAAUUAUAUGAACUUUGAUAUCCCUCCUCUAUGAUAAUAAAAUGGCUACUUAUGGAAUGGUUUACUCACUCCCCCCCUCCGUGAGUGAACAAAAAAAUUUUGUUCACUCACGGAGGGGGUAAUUUUUUUUUUUUAACAAAAAAUUUAUAUAUAAAUUUUAUAAAAAAUAUUUUUUUGUCGAGAUUUAAAAAAAAAUCCUAAUUCGCAAAAUUGGAAAGCAAAUAUUUAUUUAAUUUAUAAAAUUUAUGUUUUAAAAAGCUAUUCGUUCAAAAUUAAACAGAAUUAGCUCUAGAUUUCAUUAUACUAAUUAGCAUUUAUAUAUCAAUUUUUUUUUUUCCAUAAAAAAAGUUUGGUUCAAAAAAUAGCGAUUUUCCUAAUAGUUUUGUUCACUCACGGAGGGGGGGAGUCAGUAAAACCUUUCUCGUUAGGGUUAGUCACUUGCCCAGGAUUUUAGGACGUAUAGGAGUUUUACCGUUUGGCACACCUGAGGAGGGCGACCCUAAAGCGGAACACUCCUAGAAGCCAAGUCUGGAGCGAGGUCAACGUGACCAGUGGAAGCUUUCUGGCCCUUUUGGUUGGUCUUCUGGAAUGCUUGCUGGCAAGAUGGCUACCAACGUUAUCAAUUGGGACUUAAAAGGGAGGUUUUGAUAUUAAUUCCUGCUAACAGAGUUCCACUUUAAAAUCGACUAAUCUAGCCUAACCUGACGAUAUCCCUCCUCCAGCAGCAGAAGGGAAGAAAAGGAUGUUUAUGAACAUAGGCUGUCUCUAUGCCCAAGUUAUUUCUCCAACACAAACAAAGAUUAUUUUUAUUGCCCAAGCCAACGCCAAUAUCGUAACCCUUACAUAGUUUCUCUUGCCAAGGUGACUGAUCAAUUUUGGGACGAAGCAUAUAAUGUAUUAUCUUAUGGACACUUUGAGAAAUAAGAUAUUGAAUUUCCAAGGAAGCAUAUAUGAAGAAAAAAUGAAUGAGAAAAGAGAUUUUUAUGAGUUCAUGCAUCGAAUUGUGGAACAAAAAAUCGAUGCAAGAGAUGAUUAA
Molecule: messenger RNA, 1629 nt
Organism: Blepharisma stoltei
Lineage: Eukaryota; Ciliophora; Heterotrichea; Heterotrichida; Blepharismidae
Source: the annotation of a GenBank genome assembly